This is a messenger RNA of Ostrea edulis (European flat oyster), 750 nucleotides long. RefSeq lists its product as uncharacterized. The coding region runs from base 179 to 682 and encodes 167 amino acids. Lineage: Eukaryota; Metazoa; Mollusca; Bivalvia; Ostreida; Ostreidae. The record is from RefSeq and is a predicted model, not a curated record. The transcript has 4 exons.
GGUUUCAUGAAAAGAUGUCCCAAAACGACCCGGGACAUUUCUCUCUUGAUAUGAACGUCACCGGUAUGUGAACAGCACAUAUGGCGAUAGUGACCUGAUUUCCAAACUAAAGUACGAAAAUUUCAGACUUUUAUCGAGUUGUUCGGGACUAUAAAAAUUUAUUGGAAAAAAAUCCGCAAUGUUGCGAUUAAUAUUAUUUCAUUUGUGUGUUACGUUUAUUAUAUGUGAUCCACUGGGGUUCCUAAGUGAAAAGGAAAAAGAAGCACUUGGGAAAAUGCAUAUUUUGGACCUUCCAGAAAAAGCACAACGUGUACUCCGCAGUGUCACGCUUCAUGGAAAUGCAACGGCUCACUGGUGUUGUAAUGUAGCCACGACAAAGAAAAUCACGGAGUCCCACUCCCAGGUCCUGUACACCAGGCAGGUCCGAGAUCGUGUGUCGCACCACCACUGUGGGUUUCUGGGACUUUCUCGCUGUGCUAGUCAUCACUAUUACUACAUAUCAGUACCACAGUACAAAACAACAUACUCCAUUAAAGUAAUUCAUACCAGCUGCCCAAACCAGAACCUGGUUUGCUGCAAAGGAUAUGUGUUGGUUGCCGGAAGUUGUGUUCCUUUGAGUGAAAUAUCUAACAUAAAAGACGACCUCAUCAACCUCCAUAAUGGCGGUGUUGUAGUCGGAUGAAACUGUAGACAAUUACAUAAACAGAAAUAAACCGCUGUGUGUUUGUAGUGCAUCAGUGUAAAAUGAAA